CCAGCGCAAAAUCUUAUGCAACUUUGCAUUUACCAAAACGUUUCUAUAUACAGAAAGUCAAUUAUACCCUAUAGAUGAUUGCGGGUGAGGCAUAAAUUCAAAAGCAGUUGAGGACUUAAGUUCAGGGAAAAGACUAUAAACGAAGUAGUUGAGGAGCACAAGGGCAACAUCACAUCGAAGGUGCAUUGCAGUGAGGAUGACAAAGUCAUAUGACACAUCUUCAAGGAAUAAUUAAAAAACAAUAAAGUCUUCUUGAAAAACUGCAAGUGCUUCACCAGAUAAAGGACCCAACAUCACAGAGUGUAGGUAGGCCGUAGGCUAUACAAAAUGGGAGAAUCGAGUGUGUGUAAAAACAAAUUGGAAGGGAAGGUAGCCAUAAUUACCGGUGGAGCAAGUGGCAUCGGUGAGGCAACUGCACGUGUCUUCUCCGAACACGGCGCACGUGCCAUUAUCAUCGCCGAUAUCCAAGACGAACUAGGCCAAAACCUAGCCUCAUCAAUCGGUUCCCACUUCUGCACCUUCAUCCACUGCGAUGUCACCAACGAAGAUCAGGUCAAAUCCAUGGUGGAAUGGACGGUCCAGAAAUAUGGUCAACUGGAUAUCAUGUUCAGCAAUGCCGGAAUCGUAAACCGCUCGGAUCAGACUGUUCUCGAUCUCGAGUUUUCGGCCUUUGACCGCCUCUUCGCGGUGAACGUGCGGGGGAUGGCAGCAUGCGUGAAGCAUGCGGCGCGUGCGAUGGUGGAUCGGGGCGUGAAGGGAUGCAUCGUGUGCACGGCGAGUGUGGCGGGAAGCCACGGCAUGGGCAGGCGGACUGACUACUGCAUGUCGAAGCACGCGGUGGUAGGGCUGGUUCGGUCCGCGAGUAAGCAGCUGGGAGAGCACGGAAUAAGGGUGAACUGCGUGUCGCCGCACGGAAUCGCGACGCCGAUGAUGUGCAAAGCGCUGGAGAUGGAGGCGGACGAGGUGGAGAAAGUGUAUGAGGCUCGCACAAGACUGAAAGGGGUGUUGAGAGCGAGACACGUGGCGGAUGCUGUUCUGUUUCUUGCUUCUGAUCAGUCCGCUUUCGUCACAGGGCACGAUCUGUCGGUGGAUGGGGGGUUCUCAACUUGAUAUCCAGGAUCCAACAUCCCACACCCGAUGAUUCUCGGAUAGUGGAAAUGACCCGUCCGUUUGUUUGUGUACUAGCCACUAGGUGCGUCCAAGACCCCAAACAGAUUAGAUCAAUCCAAAAUAUCUCUGAUGCUCGGCCACUCUUGUGAGCCAAUAAGCAUAAUUUCUAAUUAAGGAGUAAGAUAAUGUAGUGGUAAAUCAAAGCUUUAUUGGUUUGUUUUGGCUUGGGUUCUAGUCUAGUGCUUGCACCUCCAAAAUUGCUGCCCCACCGAGAUAUCUUCUUAAUAUUUCCAUCGAUGGUGGUCUAUAAACCGUCUGUGAUAUAUUCCAAAAUUUUCAAUCA
Messenger RNA from Vitis vinifera (wine grape), 1453 nucleotides. Its product is annotated as (+)-cis,trans-nepetalactol synthase NEPS1. The record is from RefSeq and is a predicted model, not a curated record. The coding region runs from base 328 to 1110 and encodes 260 amino acids. The transcript has a single exon. Gene Ontology annotation, molecular function: oxidoreductase activity. NCBI's taxonomy places the organism in Eukaryota, Viridiplantae, Streptophyta, Magnoliopsida, Vitales, Vitaceae.